ACACUCCCUCCCUCGGGUGGGUGGGGUGCCAAGAUGGCGGAGGAGGCGCAGGAGCGCUUAGCCCGCGUGUCGCGGCUGGAGGAGCCGCUGGAGGAGCUGCGGGCCCUGGGGGUGGCCGUGCAGGCCCUGCCGCUGAGCGCGCUGAGGGAGCGGGCGCCCGACAUCCGCCUCGGAAGCCUCUUCGCUCUGCUCAACGUGAACGACAGAGAACAGGUUGCUUUAUGUGUUUCUAUCUUGGAGCGGUUUCUUCAGGCAGUGGAUCCAUUGUAUGUAAUCCAAAACUUCAGAGAAGAACUUCAAAAAGGACUCUUUCAUCCUGAUGAUUCAGUUAAACUUCUUACUGUAGCUCAGGUUGGAAGAAUAGUUGAAAAUUCAGAUGCUGUUAGAGAAAUUCUCAAUAACCCUGAAUUACUAAGGCAAAUCAUUUAUUGCAUUGGUGGAGAGAAAAUAGCUGUAGCUAAAGAGGCUAUCAAAUCACUGUCGAGAAUAGCACAGACUCAAGAUGGGCUGGAGGCUUUAUUUGCAAGCAAUUUUUUAGUUGACUUGAAAAAUGUCAUGGCAACAAGUGAUGUUGUACGAUACAGAGUAUAUGAGUUAGUUGUUGAGAUUUCUUCAGUGUCUGCGGUUUCUUUGAAUUACUGUGCAAACAGUGGAUUAAUAUCUGAGCUAAUUGAAGAACUGACUGGAGAUGAUGUGCUGGUCAGAGCUACCAGUAUAGAGAUGGUGACCUCAUUGGCAUACACUAAGCAUGGACGUCAAUAUCUUGCCCAGCAAGGAAUCAUUGAUAAAAUUUCCAAUAUAAUCAUUGGGGCAGAUUCUGAUCCUUUCUCAGGCUUCUAUUUGCCAGGAUUUGUGAAAUUUUUUGGAAAUCUGGCUAUUGUAGACAGCCCACAGCAGAUCUGUGAACGAUAUCCCAUCUUUAUGGAAAAAGUAUUUGGAAUGGCUGAAGGCCAUGACCCAACCAUGAUUGGAGUGGCUGUGGACACGCUUGCAAUCCUGGGAUCAAAUGUGGAAGGAAAACAGGUUUUACAGAAAUCUGGGAGUAGAUUUCAACAUCUGUUAAACAGACUCGGGCACCAGGCAAAGAAUCCCCCAGCAGAGCUAAGACUUCGAUGUUUGGAUGCCAUAUCAUCGCUUCUUUACUUGCCACCAGACCAGCAAACAGAAGACCUGCUAGGAAUGACUGAAUCCUGGUUUGCUGCCUUGUCUAGCCAGCCAUUGGAACUCUUCAGGAGUAUUAGUACUCAGCCAUUCCCUGAUCUCCACUGUGGGGCUUUAAGAGUGUUUACCGCUAUUGCAAACCAACCAUGGGCACAAAAACUGAUGCUUGACAGUCCAGGAUUUGUGGAAUAUAUUGUAGACAGAUCUGUGGAACCUGACAAAGCUUCAAAGGAUGCCAAAUAUGAACUGGUUAAGGCCCUUGUAAAUUCCAAAACAAUAGCUGAAAUAUUUGGAAACCAAUACUACUUAAGGCUGAGGGCUUAUCUGCAUGAAGGUCCUUAUUAUGUUAAGGCUGUUUCUACUACUGCUGUGGAGGGGGCAGAAUAAUAUCAGCGUCAUCACAUUUUUUCCUUUUUAGCAAUCCAGUGUUACUGGAGCAGUGGUUGGUCCAAAAUGGCUCCAGUUUAGAGGCUCUAACCUCAUGAAAGAAACUUUAGAAAGCAUUUGACUCAGUUGUUUUAAUCUGAAAAUAACUAAGAGUCAGGAGAGUAAUUCUCAAAUAGCCGUAGGGCACUUUAAAGCAUCAUGAUAUACAUAAAUCUGCUUCCUGUACAUUUAUAAUCUUGUUUUGAUAUAACCUUGUCUAAUUGACUGACCUAAGCAGUUUAGUUUAUUACAAUUACACUAGCUACUUUCGGGGGCAUUCAUGCCUACAGGAGAUGGUGAAAAAAAAAUUUUUUUUUUUUUUUUUUUUUUUUUUUUUUCUCCCCCCCCCCCCCCCCCAGUUUGGUUUGCUGGAUGUAAGUCUUGUAUAAACAAACAGUUCUGAAUGUUCUUUACAUCUUAUGGGGAAAGUGAACAUGAAAAAUCUUACAUUUUUAAAGAUACUGUCUGAUAAAGUGAGUGUUAAAUCAAA
Messenger RNA from Trachemys scripta elegans, 2077 nucleotides. It is a transcript of the gene PSMD5, whose product is annotated as proteasome 26S subunit, non-ATPase 5. The coding region runs from base 34 to 1548 and encodes 504 amino acids. The transcript is spliced from 10 exons. Gene Ontology annotation, cellular component: cytosol. Lineage: Eukaryota; Metazoa; Chordata; Testudines; Emydidae. The record is from RefSeq and is a predicted model, not a curated record. Gene Ontology annotation, biological process: proteasome assembly.